CUGCGUCGCGGGGAGAUGGGACGGCUCUCUCGGUGUCCGGGGCGGGGCCCGGCAUGGCGGUGGUGCCGCCCCUCUCGGUGUCCGGGGCGGGGCCCGACAUGGCGGCCGCGCGGCCCCGCCCCGCGCGCCGGGCGGGAAGCGCCGAGGGCGGGAGAUCGUGAGGGCCGCGAUGGCGGCGGCGGCUGGCGAGGAGCAGCAGCUGCUCGCUCAGGUACCGAGCGGCGCACGGCGCGCCGCGGCCGUGAGCGCUGUCUCGGCUGUGGUGGCUGGGGCGAGGCCGGUGUGCCACUGCCCGUCCCUGCCCUGCUCUGCUCCCUGCAGAGGCUGAAGGCGGCGGUUCACUACACGGUCGGGUGCCUGUGCGAGGAGGUGGAGGAGGACAAGGACGUGCAGUUCAGCAAGCAGAUCAUCGCAGCCAUCUCGGACAUCACCUUCCGGCAGUGCGAAAUCUUUGCAAAAGACCUCGAAAUGUUUGCAAGGCAUGCAAAACGAACCACAGUCACUACAGAAGAUGUGAAGCUUUUGGCUAGAAGAAGCAAUUCUUUGCUAAAACAUAUCACUCAGAAGAGUGAAGAGCUUGCAUCAAGUAACAUGGAGCAGAAGGAAAAGAAGAAAAAGAAGUCCAGCACAGCUAAGGGAGAGAGAAUUCCUGUGGAACAAGAAGCAGCUGUGAUUGAAAAUGAAGAUUCCAACAUGGCAUGAUUUAUCUUUAGAGUAAUGAUUCAGGUCAUUUUCUCGUACUAUCCUAGAGGAACCAGAAUUAGCCUAUUCAUCUUACAGGUUAGCUCCAGGAAUGAAUCUUUAGGUUUUCAGGUGAAUGUGAUUGGAUUUUUAUUGUUUCAAAAAUGAAAAGCCUGUCAGUAUUCAGUAAGCUUACAGCCAAAAUGCCUUAAUUGCUUACAAAAGGUAUCUGUUAUUAAAAUCCAAGUACUUUAAAUAAAAAGUUUGAAACAGA
Messenger RNA from Oenanthe melanoleuca, 955 nucleotides. It is a transcript of the gene CENPS, whose product is annotated as centromere protein S. The coding region runs from base 16 to 702 and encodes 228 amino acids. The transcript has 4 exons. Gene Ontology annotation, biological process: resolution of meiotic recombination intermediates; replication fork processing. Gene Ontology annotation, molecular function: protein heterodimerization activity; chromatin binding. Lineage: Eukaryota; Metazoa; Chordata; Aves; Passeriformes; Muscicapidae. Gene Ontology annotation, cellular component: Fanconi anaemia nuclear complex; FANCM-MHF complex. The record is from RefSeq and is a predicted model, not a curated record.